AUGGAAGAUCUUCCAUCCGACGAGCGUAUGCUCAAGACGUUGAAUGACUUUCGCGACUCCAACAUUACUCUGGUAGAAUGGGAGACUCCUUUGCUACAACGGCUAGGCUAUCCUCUUGCACCAAAGCCAGAUUUCAUUUUUUUGGUACCAGAUGACCAAAUUCAAGACGCAUUCGAUAUUGCGAAAGCAAAUGGCUUACUAGACAGCGACCAACCCCCGAACUACAUCUCUGAGCAUACGAAUAUGUGUUUCCGCUUCGCAUUCGGUACACCGAGUUCCCGGUUGAUACUUCUCCCCUUAUCCUGGCCUGGUAUCAAGAUGGAGGAGCUGAUAGCCGUCGAAAAUACAAACCUACCCUGCUCAAUCUGGACAAUACCAAUUCCUGCCUUUUGCGCUGCAUACUUGCGUAUGAUUAUGCAAGAAGGCCCUGAAAGUAUAAUACGCAUCAUCGCAACCGCCGAUCUUUCAGGUGUGGUUGGCUACAGUUUGUUUGACAUGAGCUAUGAGGGGAGCUACAUGCCUGCUCCAGGGGAUGACGAUUACGUCGAAGAUGAAGAAAAGGAUGCUCUUGAACUGGAGAAGGCUAUUGAUACCAUGAAGAAAUGGAACUUCAUCGAGAGUACUGAAUGGGCGAGAGAUAUCAUGCUGCAACUGGUCUCAGGAAAACUGUUGUAUGAUUCUCUGCCGAGCAAGGGAGGAAUGGAAGUUUCUCAAGGGCAACUCACAAUUGAGUAA
This is a messenger RNA of Fusarium sp. VM40, 735 nucleotides long. Lineage: Eukaryota; Fungi; Ascomycota; Sordariomycetes; Hypocreales; Nectriaceae. The record is from the annotation of a GenBank genome assembly.